CCCACUUAUAAGAAGUUAAAAUAAAUUUCUAUAUUAACUAGUACUAAAUUAAAGAUGUUAGGUUAUGUAUCAUUUGUGUUUACAAACAUUUAAAAUUUAACCCUUUUUAAUAAUUAAACCAAAGACAAUGGGCAAAUUAUUUUUAUUUAUUUUUUCGAAUGUAAAAAAUAAGUAAUAAGACACGAGAGUCACAAAUUUAUAAUUAUGUCACUGUGUUAUUUACCUAAAAAAUACAAAAAUAAACCACAAAAGUACAUUUUAUAACAGAACAAUGAAUUUUUACGAAAAUCUACCGAAUGUCACAGAAAUCCGGCUUGAAAAGCUAGAAGAAAUAUGUUCAGAACGUCUAGAAUUGUACGCGGUUUUACGAAAUGCUUCUGUACGCUUCCCUCCCUUUUCCAAAGGUUGGAAUCGCAACAUACAUCGAGAAAUAACCAGGAAAAACCUACGCACUUACAAAAAAAUACUAUUGGAAAAAGAAAACGAAGAAGAAUCAAAUGAAAAUGAUACUAUUUCUCAUCUUACACUUUCUUUUGCUUAUAGCAAAUCAAAUGAGUUGCGGAACUUUUUUGUGCAGAGAGAAUUAGAAUUAAUUCGUUGGCGUUUUACAAACCUGGAAAAAACAGAACGAAAACUACUUGUCAACAAUCACGCAAUUUUUAAGGAUAUAGAGGAACAAGACUGGUUGGUAACUUUGACUUUUGGCGAGGAUUUGAGGUUCUGUACGAGCGCCAGAUCUGAUGAAAUAUACAGUACUGAUCACUCGUUUUAUACGGCGCACUUUAAUAAAGUUCCUGGUAUUGUGGCGAACCGAAAAUGUUAUUUGAGAAGAGGAAAGACUGUGUUUUCCGAACGAGAUUUGGUUUAUGUGCUUCUACAUUUUAUGGAGCAGGACUUUCAUAAAACGUUACAAAGUGCUGGGAAACUUUUGCCACAAAUUAGAAGGACAAUAAGAGAUUUAAUAAACAAUUUAUGUUUAGUAAAAGAACUAAGAUCUGAAACUGCCAUACAAAACAUUGAGAUAACAGAUUCAAACAUUGAAAAAAUAUCAAAGAAACAUUUUCCGUUAUGCAUGAAAAAUAUACUGAAUCACUUAAUUUCUAACAAUCAUUUAUACUAUGAUAUGAAACUACAGUACUGCAAGUUUCUAAAAUUCAUAGGAAUGUCCUCAGAUGAAGCUUUAACUCACUUUCGUCGUUACUACACGUUAAAAUAUCCUGAAGAAAUAUACGCAAAAAGACAUGAAUAUUUAUUUAAACAUGUGUACCAAUUGGUUGGUUUUCACAAUCAAUACUCACCCAGUGUUUGUGACGAAAUAAUUAACAGUACGGUCGGUCCUAGGAACAAUCACGGCUGUCCUUUUAAGCAUUUCGAUGGAGAGAAACUUCGACAAACGUUACGAAAUGAAGGAGUCAAUUUUUCAGGAAUUGACGAGAUAUUAAAUUUAAAAGCGCAAGGAAAAUAUAAAGUCGCUUGUAUGAAAUUCUACGAUCAAUUUAAUCGGAAAGAUAAGGUUUUUCCUGUGAACGAUCCACAAUCGUAUUUCUUCGAGAGCUCCAACUGCUGUGAUACAGAACUUGUUGACAUUGAAGAUAUUUUUUUAUAAAUAUUUUAUUUUUGUUUACAUAUGUGAAUUAAAUUUUUUUAAUUUUAAAAAUCUGUCGAUAAAACAGG
This is a messenger RNA of Aethina tumida (small hive beetle), 1674 nucleotides long. Its product is annotated as DNA primase large subunit-like. The record is from RefSeq and is a predicted model, not a curated record. Gene Ontology annotation, biological process: DNA replication, synthesis of primer. The transcript has 4 exons. Gene Ontology annotation, cellular component: alpha DNA polymerase:primase complex. The coding region runs from base 272 to 1606 and encodes 444 amino acids. Lineage: Eukaryota; Metazoa; Arthropoda; Insecta; Coleoptera; Nitidulidae.